AUGCCCAACACGAUUGCUUACGAUUGGUCGCAGACAGCCACGCACUUGUCCUUGCAUCUUCGCAUCCCGUCUCUAAAGGCCGACCUGAAGCAGCAGCAGCAAUGCCCUACUCUAUCAAUAACUCUUGCCAGCUGCUACUUACGCGUAUGUCGUCAUCCAUGGAUACUUGAGCUUGAUCUAUGGGGUGAUGUUGACUAUAAAUCAGCAAAGGUUACACCAGGAACUGACAGUCUCUCCAUUAUGGUGCCCAAGCUUCAUGAAGGUUUUUGGGGCUCUGUCUCAGCAGUUAGCAACCCGGCCUUACAGCAGCACGAGAUAAGAGAACGGAGACGUAUUGCCGUAGCUGCCUACACCGAAUGGCAGGAGCAACAGCAACAAAAGCGUAGCGCUGCCCGUCAUACUCGGAAAGAAGAGCAACAAAGACGUGUGUGGAAGCAGCGGAAGGAGCAGCGUGAAUGGCAUGAGCAUCAAAAGGCCAUGCAGGCGCGCCAUGUGCUUGAGCAGCUACAGGACGACGUAGCAACAACCUGCGGACGGUCAAGCGAGUGCUCGACAGCAGAAGGAGCAAGUCUGUAUGCGCAUCAUCGAGUAGAAAAGCCCACAAGCUGUCAAAAAUAUACCGAAGCCGAUGUUAGUCAUGAAAUGAGCAGUUCCUCAAUGAAGAAGCAGCUGCAUGCUUAUCAUGCCCAACGCAUUGAGAACAGCCGCAGCGGCUGUGAAUGGACCGAUCACAAGAACCAGCCACCACCAGCAACAAAAUAUGAUGCUGACAGUUCUGAAAUAAACAAUAAUGAGUCUACGGAAAGCGUGCAAAAUGUAGAGACACCCAACGUCUUAUGUGAAGCUUUUAUCCGAUGCCCCCCGGAGCAGCCUACUUCGCACACUGGACGCACAGAAACAGUAGAUAACUCAGCUUGUGUAGCAGAAGAUCAUGGUAGGCCGGCGUCAUGCACUACGGUUAGCGUUUCGUUUGGCGCUAGACGGCCGAACCGAAUUCCAGCUAGGGGCCCUCGAGAGCCGCCCCUCCCCAACUCAACAGCAGUAAUAAGUAACAGCACUAUGUGCAGGGAAAAACCUGGGGACCUACCUCGGUUGCAGCAAACUAGUCCAGAGUGGCUGCACUCUAAAGCCACUCGCUUGUUGCUUGGAGGAGAUCCAGCAGCAGCUGCUGAAGCCUAUGGCAUAACCCUGCGCCUGAAAGGGCCUCACACCUAUCAGCCACUAGUUGUUGCGAAGGCCUUUUGUGGCCGCAGCUUAGCUUGGCUAGCGAUGGGGGAGAAUGAGAAAGCUCUAUCAGACUGUAAAGAAGGACUGGAAGCUCUGCAAGAUGCGCAGCGGCAGGCAGAUGCAGCAGCAGCUGUCGCAGGGCAUCCGCUAGGAGAAAAUCGGCAGCAGCACAUGGAAGCUUUGCACUUGCGACACGUCCUCCUAGCCCGACGUGCUGCUGCGUUUUUGAGGGUUAACGACCUUGAAAAAUUACGGCAAAUACAAAAGAAAAAACAGGAUGCUGAUACGGCACUUCGCUUGGCCUUGAAGUGCCAUCAGAAGCAGGCUGUACAACACUUCGACUCGUCACUCUCAAAGGAAGAGGACCUAGUUCAAGGUUGUGUGGCGCCAACAGCGGGAACUGAAGUUGCUCAGCAAUCCCACAGAACGUAUUUUCUGCUGCAAAGGAGCAUUAGGUUGUAUGUGCACCUGCUAACUCACCUCGUUGCUCCAGAGUCAUCAUCCGCGGACAGUGUGCAUGGCGGAGUGGCAGUACGGGAUAUACACGUUCCGUCUCAAUCCACCACAGGAUACGGGUGUGCAAAAACGUUGGAGGACCCAGGUUUAUUGACUUCAUCCACAACCGCAAUCACGUCGACGCCAGCUUCCGUUACCCUAGGCUGUAUAGCAGAUGUACCUAUUGGGGAUAUAGUAGACGCUGAUGCCGCAGCAGCGACAGAAGCCGCUAAACGGCUUGCAGCUGCCCUUCUUACAACAGUAGCACAUAAAGGCAGCUUUCCAUGCGCUGCUGCCGCAGCAGCUGUCCUUUCAAACAUGGCUCUGGCUCUCCUUCACCUACAAGUCAGCUCCUGUGCUUCCGCGGCCGUAGCGGCUGCCGAUGCUGCAGGAACACUGAUCAGGCAUGCGGAAGAAAGAUUGAAUCUCCAACAAAUCCACGUGCAGGGGGUCAUCCCACCAUUAAAGGAAGAAAAGCAGCACUUGCUGAAGCUUUGCCAGCAAGAGAAUGACAGGCAGCUGCAUACAACGGUGCAGGUGCAGCAUUGUCUGCCAAAUAUAUUGGGAACUUUGCAUCAGGUACCUUCUGCUGACUGA
Messenger RNA from Cyclospora cayetanensis, 2319 nucleotides. RefSeq lists its product as uncharacterized. Gene Ontology annotation, molecular function: protein binding. The coding region runs from base 1 to 2319 and encodes 772 amino acids. The transcript has 3 exons. The record is from RefSeq and is a predicted model, not a curated record. NCBI's taxonomy places the organism in Eukaryota, Apicomplexa, Conoidasida, Eucoccidiorida, Eimeriidae. Gene Ontology annotation, biological process: outer dynein arm assembly; inner dynein arm assembly; cilium movement.